Molecule: messenger RNA, 1820 nt
Organism: Carcharodon carcharias (great white shark)
Lineage: Eukaryota; Metazoa; Chordata; Chondrichthyes; Lamniformes; Lamnidae
Product: transmembrane protein 238-like
Exons: 2
Coding region: 85-594 (169 amino acids)
Source: RefSeq, a predicted model, not a curated record
UGAGUGGGGUAGGUGUGUGUUGGCUGCAACCUUUACCCUAGCAGAGUGUGGGUGUGGGCGAGGGUGUGGGGGUCAGUGGGGGCUAUGGCGAUGUUGCAGGCUGCCCUGGGGCGCUGCGCCUGUGCCUUUUGGCUGGCGGUCGCCUUCGACGCGGUGGGACUGACGGUGCUGCUGCUCGGGGUCUUCGUCAACAUCUUCUUCUACGACUUCCUGAUCUACGCCGGCUCCAUCGUCAUCUUCAUGAGCUUGGUCUGGUGGAUCUUCUGGUACACGGGCAACAUCGAGGUGCCGCCCGGCGAGCUGGCGGACGACGUGGGCCUCCAGAAGGAGCCCCGGAGAGCGGGGCUGCUGAGCAGGUGGUCCAGCCGGAUCUCCCAAAGUUUCCGGAGCCGGGCGUGGGGGGGCAGUUGGCGCCGCGCUUUGCGCAGCGCAGGGAGCAGCAGCACCGCCGGCGGCGCGGUUCCAGCAAGCCCGCUCACCCUCCCCGGCUCCACGGGUGGGCACCUGAAGACCCUCUCCGAGUCCGUCAGCGCCGAGGUCCACUUCAGCCACCCGGAGGCGAUGACCACCGACACGGCGAACACGUCCAUCUAGCCGGAAUCCAUUACUAACCUCAAAAGGAUCACUACCCAAGUCUGUAAGCUGACUGUCAGGAUUCAAUUUUUUUAAUAUUACCACAACGUUUUUAAAGAGAAGGACUUAACAUUUUUGGCAAUGUCUUAGAAUUAUCUGCUAUUGUUCCUGUUUCGUCUCUGAAGAAUUAGGCUUGCUGAUCAACAAAUGUGUAUAUGUUCUUAAUCAUGAAUUAUUCCCCUGGUCUGGAUUGAUCAUCUUAAUUGCUGCUUUAAAAAUUAUAUUGCACUUAUUUGUAUUUAUUGGUUCGCUCUGGCAAAUUUGAUAAAAUGUAUUUUGCACAUGAAAAUGUAAUAAACAUUUUUGUAACUAUGGCGUCGCAAAUAAUCACAUUUUCUGCUAUGUUGUUUAAAUGGUUUGGGACUUACAGAAAUAUUAUGGUUUAAACUCAGCAAGACAGUGAGUGAGCUUAGCACACCAUAAAAAACCCAGUUAUACCUCAUUCAACAAGGUGUAACUUUGUCAAGAGUUUUUACAUUUAGACUAAUAGCAUAAAAGGGCAAGGAGACUUCAACAAUGCACCCUAAGGGGGAGCGUAGAAUCUCUGACAGCGACUUCUGGAUUUCCACACUACACUGUACAUGAUGUUGCUGUCACUUUCAGAGGAGCAAUGAUGGUGAACCCUAACAGUUUUGCUGUCUUUACUACUGCAAAGGUUAUGCCCAUAAUUAAUAAGUGUUAAACAGUUAUCCUAAUUUUGGCUUCUACAUAAUUGGCUUUCCAAUGAGAGAAAGUUGUCCUCACAUAUGAAAUCAAAGUCCUUAUAUUAUAUUCCCGUUAACUGAAUUGUUGUAUUCCCUUUGAGAAUUAUUUUAUAUGCUACGGUUAACUAUUUUGCUUCAUGCUCAUUACAUUUUAAAAAUAUAAGUUAAAUAUUAAUAUGAAUGCUAGAAUGGAUCCCUCAUAUAAAACAAAUGAUGCAACUGAAAUUGUCUAUGCUAACUUUGCAAUAGCUGACAGAAGCUUUACACAUGGCUUGUUCGGCAUCCACUGAUGCCUCCAUCCAUGACAGAUGCUCAGUCACACAAGUAUGAUCAAGCCUUGUUUAUAUCCAAGCUAUUACCUACAUAGAUCAAUUAUAUUCCGUCUUGACUCCCAGAACCACAUUACCAGCUUCAGUGUGUUCAUCAUUAACCCUGUCCAAUCAUAAUUUUUUUUAAAAAAGCUAAUGAAAGAGGUGUCCUAUU